UUCGCGGACGCUGGGGACGGUGGGAGCGGAUCCAUUUCCGGGUUGGUAAAAGGGGCGGCGGCGAGAAAGAGAGCUUGCCGCGGGGCGAACGGGCAGGACUAAACCCGGACUGAGGUGACGGAGGAUUCGCUCCCGGAGUAGCCCCCGCCAGCUCCAUCGCUGGCGAUCAAGGAGUGACGGUGUGCAACUGUUUCCAGCAUCUCUGCAGGAAGCGCCUGCACUUCUGGUGGCUCAAGGGUAUUAGAAUGUGAGAGAAGACACUUCUACAAGGAAUGUCAUGGUGCUGCCAUUAGAUUAUCUGUGGUCUAUGAAUGACCUAAAGCUGCAACUAAAGACGGAGAGAGAACGGUGCCAACUGGGAGCAGGGCAAGCAUGCCAAUUCCUCCUCCCCCCCCACCCCCGCCUGGUCCUCCCCCACCUCCCACCUUCAAUCAGGCAAACACAGAACAGCCCAAACUCAGUAGAGAUGAGCAGCGGAAUCGAGGCGCCCUCUUACAAGACAUCUGCAAAGGGACCAAACUGAAGAAGGUGACCAACAUUAAUGAUCGGAGUGCUCCUGUCAUCGAGAAGCCCAAAGGGAGCGGUGGUGGCUACGGCCCUGGAGCUGCUGCUUUACAGCCCAAGGGAGGUCUCUUUCAAGGAGGUGUGCCGAAGCUCCGCCCUGUGGGAGCCAAGGAUGCUCCAGAGACCCCAGCUGGUAAGCCCGCCCUGCAGGUACCCAGUUCUCGAGCUGCUGCUCCAAGGCCUCCGGUGUCUGCAGCCAGUGGGCGACCUCACGAUGAUAGCGACAGCAGCCGAGCCUCCCUCCCAGAACUGCCCCGGAUGCAGAGACCCUCUUUACCGGACCUCUCUCGGCCUAACACCACCAGUGGCACCGGAAUGAAGCACAGCUCCUCUGCACCUCCCCCGCCCCCUCCAGGCCGGCGUGCCAACGCGCCCCCUACCCCUCUGCCUCUGCACAGCAACAAAGCCCAAGCCUACAACAGGGAGAAGCCGUUGCCUCCAACACCUGGGCAGAGGGUGCACCCGGGUCGAGAAGGACAUCCUGCCCCACCCCCUGUAAAGCCGCCUCCUUCCCCUGUGAACGUCAGAACAGGACCCAGUGGCCAGUCUCUGGCUCCUCCCCCACCGCCUUACCGCCAGCCUCCUGGGGUCCCCAAUGGGCCCUCAAGCCCCACCAAUGAGUCAGCCCCGGAGCUGCCACAGAGACACAAUUCUUUGCAUAGGAAAACGCCAGGGCCUGUCCGAGGCCUUGCACCUCCCCCGCCCACCUCAGCCACCCCCUCUUUGCUGAGUAACAGGCCACCUCCCCCAGCCCGAGACCCUCCCAGCAGGGGAGCAGCCCCUCCACCCCCACCGCCCAUGAUCCGAAAUGGUGCCAGGGAUGCUCCUCCUCCCCCACCACCUUACCGGAUGCAUGGGUCAGAACCCCCAAGCAGAGGGAAGCCUCCACCUCCACCCUCCAGGACACCAGCUGGGCCGCCCCCUCCUCCACCACCACCCUUGAGGAAUGGCCACAGAGACUCCAUCACCACUGUCCGCUCCUUCCUGGAUGACUUUGAGUCCAAGUACUCCUUCCAUCCGGUGGAGGACUUCCCUGCUCCAGAAGAGUACAGGCAUCUUCAAAGAGUGUACCCCAGCAAAACAAACCGAGCUGCCCGUGGAGCCCCACCUCUGCCGCCCAUUCUCAGGUGAAGCCUGGCGUGGUCCUGCUCCUCAGGAAAAGGAUGGACCUCCUCUUCUCAGAUGGUCCCCAACCCCUAACACCUGCAUGAGAGCUCCUACAGUGUUUCUCCAGUGCAACCAACCCUCGACUCUGAGCACCCUCCCAGCCCAGCUCCAUCUAUGCAUCUCCUCUCUGGACUUGGUGAUUGGACUCUUUCUGUUGGCCACGGGGCCUCACGCCCAUGUCCACCUUCUUCCAGCAAGCCUGCUAGCCAGAGGAGCAGAAAGCUUCCACGCCUCCUGCUUUCUUCCAGAGAAAGGUGCCUUGUUAAGGUGAAUGGACUCCCAGGGGCAGGGUAGAAAACGUGACCCUGUCUCUGUCAUUCACCGAGGGCGAAGUGUGCUGUGUGCGUUAUACUCCAUAGUUUAGGAGGUUGGUGUGGCCAGGACUCCUGGGAAAGGGUAUUCCGUGAUGCAGGAAGGGGUUUGCAGAGAAGUGAUCUGUUUUAAAGGUCGGGUUACAGAAAGGACAAGGAAAUGGGUCUUCUUCAUUUUUAAGAGUGUUUUGGUUUUUUCUCAUCCCUCUUCCCCAUCCCAAGAGAUGAGUUGUACAUACACACUAAGUACUAAUCAGUUAACCGAACAGUAAAGGAACAUGAAGUAGGCUGAGGAUCAUUUCAGAGCUAGUCCGCUCUUGUGCAGCUGAGGGCCAGAGCUGUCCGAGCUCUCUUAUAAGACAUGAAAAGAUAGGGCCUUAACCACAGCCUCCUGGUUGCUUCAGUUUUUUUCUGAUUAACCCUGAAGUGGUCACAGCCUGAGCCCUUCAGCCUUUGGGAAUGCUCCAGGGAGACAGAAGGGAAGCAGGAAGCACUCACUUCUAGGGAGUGUCUGGUUCUUCAGGGUCAGUAAGGUCUUGAUAGCCGGCUCAUAUGAAGCAGGCUCUUCCUGCUUUCUCUGCCAUCCAUACCUUCCUGCGACUGCAGGGUUUAAGGCCACAGAGGAGAAAAGGGAGCUUCAGGGGGAUAUGCUGAGUCCUUUAAACCAAGAAGCACAAAG
Molecule: messenger RNA, 2721 nt
Organism: Rattus rattus (black rat)
Lineage: Eukaryota; Metazoa; Chordata; Mammalia; Rodentia; Muridae
Gene: Wipf2
Product: WAS/WASL interacting protein family member 2
Exons: 9
Coding region: 373-1695 (440 amino acids)
Molecular function (GO): actin binding
Source: RefSeq, a predicted model, not a curated record